AUGGAAUCUCAAACAGUAAUCACUGCAGCUGGUGCUGCAACAAUCAGUAAAGUUUUAUACACCGGAAAAGUACUUGUUACCGGAGGUCGUGAAGGAGCAGCAAAGAGCUCAGAUGGCCGUUUGGAAAUCAGCCUUUCCAGUCCGGGAACCUCAGGUAUAGGUACCAACCCCGAGCAGUUGUUUGCUGCAGGAUGGUCUGCCUGUUUCAUCGGGGCAAUGAAGCUCAAUGCUUCCAGGUUACAAAUAUCACUACCUGUGGAAACCUCGGUGAAUGCAGAGGUAGAUCUGGCAAGUGGCGACGAAGGUUAUGCCCUUCAGGCAAGGCUAGAGGUCAAUCUGCCUGGACUCACAGCAGAACAAGCCAGAACAGUUGUUGAAGCCGCUCAUCAAACCUGCCCCUAUUCAAAAGCCACACGUGGAAAUAUUGGUGUAGCGAUCAGUGUUACGAUUUAA
Tuber aestivum (summer truffle) is the source of this 453-nucleotide messenger RNA. Lineage: Eukaryota; Fungi; Ascomycota; Pezizomycetes; Pezizales; Tuberaceae. The record is from the annotation of a GenBank genome assembly.